Portunus trituberculatus (swimming crab) is the source of this 4149-nucleotide messenger RNA. RefSeq names its product serine/threonine-protein kinase OSR1-like (gene fray). The transcript has 16 exons. The record is from RefSeq and is a predicted model, not a curated record. Gene Ontology annotation, biological process: protein phosphorylation. Bases 1161 to 3638 code for a protein of 825 amino acids. NCBI's taxonomy places the organism in Eukaryota, Metazoa, Arthropoda, Malacostraca, Decapoda, Portunidae. Gene Ontology annotation, molecular function: protein serine/threonine kinase activity; ATP binding; protein serine/threonine kinase activator activity.
UGCGAUUGUCUUUUGUGAGGGAAGGUUGUGCGUCGCUGCCUCUCCUCUGACGUGUGUACUCUUGUCGUUGCGUGUGCGUGGCGGCUUUAGCACUUCACGUACACACACUACUACUGCAUGUGCGUUUCCAUGCGAGGUGACGAGAUGCAGCGUGGAGAAGCUAUGGGGGAGAGCGAGGCAUGAGAGGACCUGUGUCUUGGCCUGCUUGAAGUGGAGGGAAUUAAUUGGUAAACAGGAGAAAGGAAGAAAGAAAGGUGAAGAACAGGAGGGUGGGUUGAUAGCAGAGGAGAAAGAAGGAAGGUAGAAAGAAUACUAGAAGAAAAGAAGAAAGAAUUGAUUAAAAAGCAAGGAAAAGAAGAAUAUAAGAAAAAUAGAGAAGGAAGAAAAGGAAAUUGAGAAAAAAAGGAAGAAGUGAAGUGGGUUACUCCUGGUGAGGCUUUACAAGUCUGCUGCUGUUUGUUCUUCAUUUUUGUUUCCUUUUGCUGGUCCUCGUUUCCAAAGUGUUGCCAAGUGACGGGUGUUGUUUUGGGUCAAGUGUCUCGUGUUGAUAGAAAACUCAUGAGCGUGUGUAGAACAACCGUGUGUGUUCCCGGCUAUUAGUGCACACACACACACACACACACACACACACACACACACACACACACACACACACACACACACGAGCAAUUUACAUACCUACAUGUGAACGCUUUUUUGAGAACCUUCUUAGAAUCUUAUGAAUUGAAAGGAAAACGUGAAAAGAAAAGUUUGAAUCACAAAUCUGAAGAAAGACAAAAGUGAAAAAAAAAAAAAAAUAAUUUGUGAAGAAAAAAGUAGAAAGAAAAGUUAUCCUUUAAUAGGUAAAAAAAAAAAAAGUUGAAUUGCUAGAAAAGUCUGAGAAAACAAGUAAAAAUCGUGAAUUACAAAAGAAACAACGUAUGAACCACACCAAAUGAAGUUCAAUAUAUAAUAAAAGGAAGAAAAUAUUGAAAAGCUAAAGAAUAAAUCAAGAAAAAGGAAAUUAAGACGAAGAAAAAGAGGAGAGAUGUCUUAAUUCAAAUUAAUGAACCGAAACUUUGAUAGAAGAAAAGAAGAAAGGAAGGAAGGAAGGAAAGAAGGAAGGAAAGGGACAAGAAUUUUCAUCACCUACUCAUCGUCUGACCGCAAAACUCUUCACCAUGUCUAAUAUUGUGGCCCAGCGCGUCAUGCAGAGCCCCGCCCAGGAACGCAGCAGAAUCACCCGCAGGAGGAGUGAACCAGCGCCCGCUCCGUCCUCCUCCUCCCCGGCAGCCUCGCCUUCCUCGCGCCGCCCAAGAGUCUUUUCCGGCCGCAGAAAGAUAACCCCGGGCCUGAUGCCACCGGGGUCGCCAGGAACUUACCGAAAAAAGUCGUCCUCGUUGGAGCUCCCGGCGGCUCUCCAGCAGCUGCCUCGAACACACCGCCCGAGUUUGUGUGACACCAAGAUGGCCGAAGACAAGCCCUGGCCCAACACCAAAGAAGAUUACGACCUGAGAGAAGUGAUUGGUAUUGGUGCUACCGCUGUGGUCCACUCAGCACUAUGCAUCCCACGGAACGAGAAAUGUGCCAUCAAAAGGAUAAACCUGGAGAAGUGGAAUACGAGUAUGGAUGAACUACUGAAAGAGAUUCAGGCCAUGUCGUUGUGUCACCACGAGAAUGUUGUCACGUACUACACGUCCUUUGUGGUGAAGGAGGAGCUGUGGCUGGUCUUGAAGCUGCUGGGAGGCGGCUCACUCCUUGACAUCAUCAAGCACAGGAUGAAGAGCACAGACUGCAAGCAUGGUGUAUUUGACGAGGCAGUCAUCGCCACAGCGCUUAGGGAGGUACUGAAGGGCCUUGAGUAUUUCCACAACAAUGGACAGAUUCACAGAGACAUCAAGGCCGGGAACAUCUUGCUGGGAGAGGACGGGGUAGUACAGAUUGCAGACUUCGGAGUCAGCGCCUGGCUGUCCACAGGUGGUGACCUCUCUCGCCAGAAGUCACGACACACCUUCGUUGGGACGCCUUGCUGGAUGGCCCCUGAAGUCAUGGAACAGGUGUCCGGCUAUGACUUCAAGGCAGACAUCUGGUCAUUUGGCAUCACAGCGAUAGAGAUGGUGACUGGCACAGCACCCUACCACAAGUACCCUCCCAUGAAGGUGUUGAUGCUCACCCUGCAGAAUGACCCACCCUCACUGGAGACUGGUGCUGAGGAAAAGGACCAGUACAAGGGAUAUGGCAAGGCCAUUCGCAAGAUGAUCGCUGACUGCCUGCAGAAGGACCCCACCAAGCGGCCUACAGCAUCAGAGCUCCUCAAACACCCCUUCUUCAGGAGAGCCAAGGACAAGAAGUACCUCCAGAGUGUGUUGCUGCAGGGCGGUCCGUCCAUAGAGGAGAGAGUGGCCAAGGAUGAGCCUUUCUUAAGACGGAGGUCCCGCAGCCGGCAACCUGGCACAUCGGGCCGGCUCCACAGAACACAAAGUGGUGACUGGGUAUGGUCCAGCGAUGAGGAGGAUGAAAAGGAUGCAGAUGAGACUGACAAAAUCUCCAUCAGCAGCAGUGAAAGCAGCAAUGAUAAACAGCAGCAGCAGCAACAGUCACAGUCACAGUCACAGUCCUCAACACAGUCUGAGUCCACUCAGUCCUCCACGCAUCAGCCUCAGGUAACACAGCAGCAGCAGCAGCAGCCCAAGACACAGGAGCAGCAGCCAUCUCUGCCACCACAGUCAGCCCCUCCAGCCACACAGACCAGUCCACUCACAGAGGCCACACCACAGCAGCAACAGCCACAGCCAGUACCAACACAGCCACAGCCAGUACCAACACAGCCACAGCCAGUACCAACACAGCAGCCAGUACCAGCACAGCAGCCUGUCCAAACUCAGCAGGAUGGAAUACCACCACAGUCAAUGUUGCUCCAGCAGCAGCCACAGCCUCCUCUUAGCUACCAGCCACAGGUCAUGCAACAGUUAGCAGGUGGUGUUGGUGGUGUUACCCCACAGUCAUACCCUAUCCAGUACCAGCAGCCUGUAGCACCACAGCAGGUCCUCCAGCACAUGGCCUCUGUCCCUCAACAGCACCCACAGCAGUUACCUCCUCAAGCAUAUCCACUCCAGCACCUCCCCCAGCAGCCUGUGGGAAUGAUGCCACAACAGGUGCCUGGCAUGGUGGCAGUGAGUGGCAUGGUGCCUGACAUGAUGAUGGCAGCUCCCAUGGCUCCUGUUGUGUCCACUGCCUUACCUCAGGGCAUGGCAUACCCUCAACCUGUCGCUGACCCCAACAUGGCCGUGCCCAUGGCCCAGGUGCCCCAGGGUGUGACGGAGGGCUAUGUGACUGCCCCCAUCCAGCAGGUCCCAGCGGAGAGUGACCCCAUCAACUUGGUGCUAAGGGUCAGAAACCAAAGGAGAGAACUCAACGAUAUUCGAUUUGAGUUCAGUGUGGGACGAGACACGUCUGAGGGUGUGGCGUCUGAACUGGUGGCUGCCGGACUGGUAGAUGGCAGAGACCUGGUGGUGAUUGCUGCCAACCUGGACAAGAUCACUCAGCACCCUGAACUUGGCCAAAACCUUACUUUUAGACUGAACUCUGACUGUGAACCCAACGAGACGCCCGAUGACAAGGCGUUAAUAGGGUUUGCUCAGCUGACCAUCUCAGACUGACGGGGGAGCGAGGUCCUCCACCCCCAGGGCUCUCCGGGCACCAGGAGGGCGUGAGGCACCGCUGCAGGAGGCUUGUGCCACCCCUGUGUGAUUUGUUAUGAUCAAAAGUGGAUGCUGGAAAUAAUCUUUUUACAUUGUCAGCUUUCUGUGUGUGUGUGUGUGUGUGUGUGUGUGUGUGUGUGUGUGUGUGUGUGUGAGACUCAGCACUGGGGUGAAGAAGGUAGUCAAGUGAGGGUGUGUUGUGGCAGAGUGUCCAGGCCAUAUCACCCAGCAGAGGCAAUAGUCACAGCCUCUUAGGUUGUUCUGCUACACAGGAACACCACUAGCCAUCAGGAGGACAACAUCAAAAUGCCUCACAUUAAAAUGACAAAUAUAAACUGAGGAUUUCCAGCAUUUAGUAUUUUUCAUAAUCUAGAUAUUUUGUUUUCUUUAGUGUAGGAUAAUGUUCAGUACCAAUGAAGAAUUUGUGUGUGUGUGUGUGUGUGUGUGUGUGUGUGUGUGUUUAUGCACA